Messenger RNA from Thamnophis elegans (Western terrestrial garter snake), 2415 nucleotides. RefSeq names its product vomeronasal type-2 receptor 26-like. The coding region runs from base 1 to 2415 and encodes 804 amino acids. The transcript is spliced from 6 exons. Gene Ontology annotation, molecular function: G protein-coupled receptor activity. Gene Ontology annotation, cellular component: membrane. Gene Ontology annotation, biological process: G protein-coupled receptor signaling pathway. The record is from RefSeq and is a predicted model, not a curated record. Lineage: Eukaryota; Metazoa; Chordata; Lepidosauria; Squamata; Natricidae.
AUGGUUGGAAGCCACAAAGCUCUAAUAUUGUUUCAGAAUUACCAGCACAUCCUUGCCUUAGCAUUUGCUAUCAAAGAGAUCAAUGAAAAUUCCCAGAUCCUACCCAAUGUCACUCUGGGCUUCCAGAUUUAUAACAGCAAUUUCAGUCCAACUUGGACUUAUCUUGCCUCAAUGAUGCUUCUCUUAACUCAGGGCAGAUUCAUCCCUAACUACAAGUGUGGGGUCCCAAAACAUUUGGCUGGAGUCAUUGGAGGACCUGACAUCUCUCUCCAUAUGGCAACUCUUCUUUGCAUCUACAAAGUCCCUCAGCUGACCUAUGGCUCUGCUCCAGUCAUGGAUAAAGAGACUCAAGCAGUUUUCUUCCAACAAAUGCUUCCAAAUGAAUCUCACCAACAUAGGGGUCUCCUCCAGCUAUUGCUCUAUUUUAGAUGGAUCUGGAUUGGAGUUCUUGCUGUGAAUGAUGACAAUGGAGAGAAAUUUGUUCAUGAGGUGUUUCCUAUGUUUUCCCAGCAUGGCAUCUGCUUUGAUUUCAUACAAGAGUUCACCAAUGUAGCUUUUUAUAGUGAUUUUACUGAUGCAGUAGAUGAAGGAAUCCAAAUUUACCGAGUUCUGAUGAAAAGUACAGCCAAUGUGAUAAUCCUGUAUGGUGAAAGUAGAUCCAUGUCUACCCUGAGAACAUUCCUCCAGUUUUCAGAAGUGGAGGAUAUUCCAAGGAAGACAAAAAUCUGGUUCAUAACAGCUCCGACAGAUUUCACCUCAGUCUCCUUUCACACAACUUGGGAUAUCCAUUUCCUUCAAGGUGCUUUAUCCUUUGCAAUUCACACAAAGAAGAUCCAAGACUUCCAGAAAUUUAUUGAAAGGAUAAAUCCAAGGAAUAAUGAGCACGAUCAUUUUCGGAAAGAUUUUUGGGAACAAGCGUUCAAUUGUUUCUUCUACCAUUCUGUGGCAGAGAAGUCAGAGAAAAAAUGUACUGGCCGGGAGAGGCUUGAGACCCUUCCUACAUCUGUGUUUGAAACACUCAUGAGUGGCCAGAGCUAUAACAUAUACAAUGCUGUCUAUGCUGUGGCACAUGCUUUGCAAUUUCUGUAUUUGUCUAAGUCCAGGCACAGAACAAUAGUGAAAGAAGGAAGAAAACAAUUUCACAAUCAAGUGUUGUGGCAGCUUCAUUCUUUUCUGAAAGGUAUUACAUUCAACAACAGUGUUGGUGAAAAGAUCUCUCUUGAUAAAAAUGGAGAAUUCAUUGGUGGAUUUGAUAUUAUCAACUGGAUCACAUUCCCAAACCAGUCCUUUCGUAGGGUCAAAGUUGGAGUGGUAGAUCCCACAACUCCAUCAGACAAGUUCUUAAAUAUUUCCAUAGAUUCCAUCAUGUGGCCAAUGGGCUUUAAUCAGGUAUUACCUCUAUCUUUAUGCAAUGAUCCUUGUGAGACAGGAUACAGCAAGGCGAAGAAAGAAGGACAGCCUUUUUGCUGCUAUAAUUGCCAUCUGUGUCCAGAGGGGAAAAUAUCCAAGGUGAAAGACAAGGAUGAUUGCUCUCCAUGUCCAGAUGUUCAUUAUCCAAACCUCCAUCGAAAUAUGUGUAUUCCAAAGCGAAUCAGCUUUUUGUCCUAUGAAGAAUCUAUGGGGAUCAGUCUAACUGUUCUUUCCCUUUGCUUUUCAUUGAAGACAACUUUGGUGCUUAUAAUUUUUGUUAAAUGUAAAGACACCCCCAUUGUCAAAGCCAACAACCGGAAUCUCACUUAUACUCUCCUUGUUUCUCUCCUCCUCACUUUCCUUUGUGUGUUUUUAUUUAUCGGGAGACCUGGUAAGACUGUGUGUCUCCUUCGACAAUCUGCUUUUGGACUCAUCUUCUCUGUGGCAGUUUCUUGUGUAUUGGCCAAAACCUUUGUUGUGGUUCUAGCCUUCAUGGCCACCAAACCUGGGUCCAAACUGAGAAAAUGGGUGGGUGGAAGAAUAAUCAGUUACAUUAUUAUUUCCUGCUCCCUUGUUCAAUUAAGCUUUUGUGUUGCAUGGUUAAUAAUGUGCCCACCAUACCCAGAUUUUGAUGCAUACUCAAUGUCUGAAGAAGUCAUCCUGGAGUGCAAUGAAGAUUCGGUCAUGUUCUGCUGUGUUUUGGGCUUUAUGGGUUUCCUUGCACUGGUUAGCUUCUCUGCGGCUUUUCUAGCCAGGAAGUUACCUGACAGUUUCAAUGAAGCCAAAUUCAUCACCUUCAGCAUGUUGGUCUUCUGCAGUGUUUGGCUGUGCUUUAUUCCAACCUAUCUAAGUAGAAGGGGAAAAUCUGUGUUGGCUGUGGAGAUCUUUUCUAUGAUCUCUUCCAGUGCUGGCUUACUGGUGUGUAUCUUUUUCCCCAAGUGUUUUAUCAUUCUGAUGAGACCCGAAUUAAACAAUAAACAUCAACUUAUGAAAAGAAAGUUGUAA